AUAGUUAUGUCAGGUGGGACGUGUUACGAUGCUUGCGGGAAAAAUGGUACGCGCCGAGCGACUAGAGCGCCGCCCAAUGCGCUGCUGGCGGACAAGGCGACCAACGCCUUGGGCGAGGACGCCACCACCGCCGCCGCCGCCGUGGAGUGCGCCUGUCAAUGCGGCUCAGCUGAACCGGCGUAUCGCGGCGACACAGACGAAUGCGUUGCCAAGCUUCAUGAAUGCGAGAUGGCGGAUUUCAUGGACGAGACCCGGACACAAAGCAUUCCGCUUGUCAUCCUGCCUCUCGAAGGACAACUCAUUCGCCCGACCUCUAGAAUCGCUUUGGCAGAUGUUCAGCCUGGCGGGAAAGUUGUGAAGGCGCCGGUGUGUGCUGUGACCGAGGCCCAGAUUCUCAGCGGGUCUCACUGGUUCGCCCUCCUGGACCCGAGGAAUUCCGAACCCCCUUUCCGACUUUACAGGGACCUCGACAAUACCUUUUUACAGAAUGCGAGAUGGCGGAUUUCAUGGACGAGACCCGGACACAAAGCAUUCCGCUUGUCAUCCUGCCUCUCGAAGGACAACUCAUUCGCCCGACCUCUAGAAUCGCUUUGGCAGCCUGGCGGGAAAGUUGUGAAGGCGCCGGUGUGUGCUGUGACCGAGGCCCAGAUUCUCAGCGGGUCUCACUGGUUCGCCCUCCUGGACCCGAGGAAUUCCGAACCCCCUUUCCGACUUUACAGGGACCUCGACAAUACCUUUUUACAGUGGUUGGGACCACCUUCAUUGAGACCAUCUGUCGAAGGAAAGUUGGUGAGAGUGUCGUUGAUGUGUCGGGAUGAGGCGAUAACUGACGCUGCUGACGACCCUGGCCAAGACAAUGGCAUUUUCACGCCGUGUGUCGCGUUCCGGGUCUCAGGAUCCAUGGGGUCGUCGCCAUAUUUGCAAGCCGGAACGUUGACAUCGGCGCCGAAAACGUCCUCGUCUUUGAGGGUCGGUUUUGAGGCGGACCACGUCCGCCAUCGCACUACUUCAGACAAUGGAGAUGAAAAUGACGUUGACGAGGAGGACGACGGGAUAAGCGACUACGUCAUCAUAGGGGUCUGCGCCGGGAUCGUGACUCUCAUCUACGUCGUGGCUGUGUUCGUGUACGUGAGAGUGCGACAUCUGCGCAGGUUGAGAAGACUCGAUGAACAGAGCUCCUUGGAAAAGGCCGCUAGGAGACAACAGGAGCAGUUCUCCAGGUCGAAUGAGAGCAUGGAUGCGUCCAGAAAGAGUCCACUUUUGGCGAACAAAGAACACAAUCCUGUGUUGAAAUCUGGUCUCUUAUCCGGUGUCAGGUCAGCAAGGUUGACCCAGAAUACAGUCCAGGGACUUCGUCAACACAUGCAAGAAGCCAAUGCCGAGGAAGCUAAACGGGCCGAAACCGGAUCCGGCAAAUCCCCGCAACUCUCUCAUCAGCAUGAGCAAAAAGGAAAGGAUUCAGCAUCACUAAGCCCAAACACGCGGGAAUUCGCAAAGAAUCCCGGAAACAAGGAUAAAAUCCGCGACCCCGCCGGAACCGAGUUGAGAAGACUCGAUGAACAGAGCUCCUUGGAAAAGGCCGCUAGGAGACAACAGGAGCAGUUCUCCAGGUCAAAUGAGAGCAUGGAUGCAUCCAGAAAGAGUCCACUUUUGGCGAACAAAGAACACAAUCCUGUGUUGAAAUCUGGUUUAUUAUCCGGUGUCAGGUCAGCAAGGUUGACCCAGAAUACAGUACAGGGACUUCGUCAACACCUGCAAGAAGCCAAUGCCGAGGAAGCUAAACGGGCCGAAACCGGAUCCGGCAAAUCCCCGCAACUCUCUCAUCAGCAUGAGCAAAAAGGAAAGGAUUCAGCAUCACUAAGCCCAAACACCCGGGAAUUCGCGAAGAAUCCCGGAAACAAGGAUAAAAUCCGCGACCCCGCCGGAACCGAGUCCACCCCGAAAGCGCCACCACCAGGUGCGAUAGAAUUCCUAAACCGCGUUCGGGAAAUGAUGGCGUUGGCCAAGAAUCGGAUGGACUCCAAGAGAUACGAGCCCAGUUUACAAGAGAUUCCUGAGGAAAGCUCUUACGAAUCACUGACGAAUGUGGCUGCUGCAAUGUCCACCCCAGGAAUGGACACCAUGUUGAACGGCGCAUUUGACAACCCUGCUUUCACCCUGGAGGCCAGUGCUGCCGAAAUCCAGUCAUUCCUCAAGCUGUCCGACGGCAUCUUGCGGAACCCAAGAGCCUUUGCUCCAAUAACGGCAGCACUGAAUGGAGAUGAGGAUAAGGUGCAUCGGUGGCUCCAGGAAAUCUGCAACCACGCUUCCUCAGGCGCCAUGUCCGAGGAGUACCCCAACAGCUACGACUCCGGCGUGUCCACCGGUGAUGGCAGUCCUGACAGCCUCAACAGCUCAGUGGACAAACAACAUCAACAACAACAGCAACAUGCCCUACUUCCCCGUGCCCAACACCCACUGCCCGCAGUACCAUCCACAACACCCGCGAGACUCGUCGUCGCUGCACCAGGCGUGCGACCACCGCGGAAACGGAAUCCGAAAUACGAGACCACACCGGCACCACAGCGACCAUCACAGUCUCACCUGCAGCAACCAUUCCAGCCGACUCUCGGCAGCAGAGGCUCCAUGAAACUCGGCACCACGCGUUCCAGCGUGGACAGAGUCAAUGAAAUCUUGUCAGAAGCAGAGGCCAAGAUGCCGAAAAUGACUGCUUCCGGUGUGGACCCGGAUGCCAGGAUCAAGAUCUGCCGCUCGAAUUCCAUCGGCGCAUUCGCUUCAACUGGAACUUGUAAACUCAUGAUCGAAGUGCCUGAGGCGUCUGAAUCUGAGCCAGAGUCUCGUGACAACACCUUGUCUCGCACCAGUUCUAAUAAAGCACAUGCCGGGAAAAUCCGCAGGAAACUGUCCAGGAAAGAAAGCUUCCUGGACUCUCUGGAACGUCCCAAGCAUCACUCCAAGUUGAGCCAGAAGCCGAGCAUCGUGCAGGACUCUCUGGAACGUGCGAGUACCAAACGCAGAGAUGGCAGCACCAGCAGUGGUGGAUUGUACAAGACCUUUGGGGACUUCAAACGUCCCAGUGAACCCACUUUGUCGGAAGAGUCUGAUGCGUACAAUCCCAUAGAGAUACGGUCAGUUCCCGCGACGGAAUCCCCGCACAAUUCCGGCGUGUGGCGAGAAAACUCGUUCCUGCUGCCGAAUUACUGGCAGCGGAGUUUCAAGAGUCGUCAUCUGCCGAGACCGCCGUCAUCAUUCGCUCCGGAUUCCUUGCACGAAGACGAAGACACUGUCGAUGACGACGCGUCGACGGUGUCGGGGUCUUCUGUCUUGAGAAGUCCUCAUCAUCAGCAGCAGCAACAGCAGAGCCACGAGAUUCUGCGUCGCGUGGACACGAUUGCCAAGGACCUCAAUGGGGCGAACGGAGGCUUGUCGCAGGGCAUGUUGAUCGCGCUGAAUCUGCGUUCGAAACUCGUUGAGAAGUACGGCAAGGACUUUGAGAAGCGGUACUUUGGGGCGAAUGCGACUGCGGGCGACAGCUUGCGGACGCGACUGAAGAAACUGGUUCGCACUGAAAGCUGCGACUCAAUUCUCAAGGACUCUUCUGGGAUUAAGAAAUACAAGAGCGUGGACGAAGUGUUGGCCCAGCUAAAGCAGUGCUCUACCAUGUGCUCCACGCAGGAUUCGAAUGGAGGAGCAGUUGAUCCAGCUGGGAUACAUCUCGAGCCUCAUCUAGAUGUCACUUCCUUGGCGAGAAAGGGAGCCAGUGCGCCCUCUGGCGCAGGCAACAACAAUAAGUCUCAGACGCAGAAUAUUCGACUCUUGUUGCAAAUGCUUGAAGAUCAAAAAAACAAGCCGCAGCAACAAGGUUCUGGUGUUGUUCCCAAUAACACGGCGAUGAAGCAAAAUGCGACAGACACUCUUGCGGGAGCUAAUAAAGUAACACCAGGUGGCGCUUGGAGGAUCCCUUACUCUUCGCCCAACAAUUGCUGA
Notodromas monacha is the source of this 3987-nucleotide messenger RNA. NCBI's taxonomy places the organism in Eukaryota, Metazoa, Arthropoda, Ostracoda, Podocopida, Cyprididae. The record is from the annotation of a GenBank genome assembly.